CCAUGGUGCAUCCUGAAGACAUUCGACCUCUCCCCUUAUCCGACAACAGCGACCAGUCCUCCUCAUCCUUCGAUUUCCCCGGCAAUGCCCCAACACAAUGUCAGCCACAGUCUGGAUGCAAUGUCUCCGAUCGCAAGGCUCAUGGACCGGCAGGAGGAGCUCACAAUUCUGCGGCGGUUCGAUGAGCUUCAUCUUCUGAACUUGCUCAUUAUGCAAAAUGAGAUAGACUGCCUUCUCAAGGAGCUUGAAAAGUACGAACCGGGAGUCGAGAACGAAGCUUCUUCCACGAUCACACCUAUGUGGUAUUCUCUGCCACGCCCAGCUGUGAGCUAUAGCCAGGCCGCUACGGAUCAGAGAUCCAAAGAAGCACUGGACGAUGCGCGCUCGACACUGUGGGCUACUAUCAGAGUCAAACUACGUGAGUAUGACAGUGCAGUGCUUGAUUUCGCCAGGCUACGGGGUCUCGAAGAACCGUCCGGCCAGGACGUCAGGCAGCUCCGUGCGGAGCUUGGCAUCCUGAGCGCGCGCGAGGGGGCGCACUCGAGAGCAGCACAAUCAUGGGACAGCGAGCACGACGAUGACUUCGUAACGCUUCGCAUAACAAGGGACAAAGGCAGCAGGCUGAUCAACAGCAUCAAGUUGGCAUGGGGUCUGUGGGUGUGGGAAUAUGCAGGUGAACGCAAGGCUCCAACAAUACCCACAGAACCGGGGGGCCCGCGCGAGAUUGUGGUCGGGAAACAGAAGCCAUCGAUGAGCAGGGCGGAGAUGGCCCAGAAGCACGCACGCGCCUCGCGUUUCAUCAUGGCGUUCUUCGGUGGAGUCGCCCUGAUCGUGCCGACGGUGAUCAUGAGCAAAGUCGAGGGGAUCAACACGAGUCUCAUUGUUACCUCUGUGUCGGUGCUGAUAUUUGGCUUUCUGGCCGCGCAGUUUGGCAACGACAGCACUGGCAAAGAUGUCCUGGCUGCCACUGCGGCGUAUACUGCUGUCUUGGUAGUAUUUGUCGGGACAAGCCUUGCGAGCAAUGGCGAAGCUCCUACCGCCCCUGCAGAGGCAAGUUGAUUGACCUAAGGAAGAGUAGCGGGGGUUCUCAAUGAAUAUCCCUGAAAAUGGGCAUGGCCACAAGGAUACAUUCUUCGUUCUGGCUCUGCUGAUUCUCCCACAAGUGCAGGAUAUGCGAUUCCAUAUAAGCUGCGUUGGAAAUGCGGUGUAGUAUGAGAGCCUGCUGUCAUCUCUCGAUGCCAAGUGCAUCUUGUUGCCGAUGCCGAGGUCAACCGCGGAAAGGGUCGUCGCUUGCUAGACAGGGAUUCCCCACAAAGAUCAUCCUCCCGCAUCUUCUCCACAACCCGCUCAAGCUUCCAUCAGCCUCC
Messenger RNA from Microdochium trichocladiopsis, 1367 nucleotides. RefSeq lists its product as uncharacterized. The transcript has 3 exons. Lineage: Eukaryota; Fungi; Ascomycota; Sordariomycetes; Xylariales; Microdochiaceae. The record is from RefSeq and is a predicted model, not a curated record. The coding region runs from base 85 to 1059 and encodes 324 amino acids.